Molecule: messenger RNA, 7575 nt
Organism: Tachyglossus aculeatus (Australian echidna)
Lineage: Eukaryota; Metazoa; Chordata; Mammalia; Monotremata; Tachyglossidae
Gene: ITSN1
Product: intersectin 1
Biological process (GO): positive regulation of Rho protein signal transduction; intracellular signal transduction
Molecular function (GO): calcium ion binding; guanyl-nucleotide exchange factor activity; protein binding
Source: RefSeq, a predicted model, not a curated record
CCGCCGCGUAGCUUGGUCGCUCCGUAGUACGGCGGCCUGGAAGGGACAAUCCCGGCGGGGAGGCGAAGCUGCAGGGGAUGCUGCCCGGGGCGGCAGCGGCGGCUCCAUCCCCAUCUCCAUCCCCAUCCCCCGGCGGGGCGUCUGCCCGACACUGAGUCGGCGGCGGGAGAUGAGGCAUCACUUAGCAAGCUAAAAGUGACGGAACCAUGGCUCAGUUUCCGGCUCCUUUUGGGGGCACCCUGGAUAUCUGGGCCAUAACCGUGGAGGAAAGAGCAAAGCACGAUCAGCAGUUUCAUAGUCUCAAGCCGACCUCUGGAUUUAUCACCGGUGAUCAAGCUAGGAACUUUUUUUUUCAAUCUGGCUUACCUCAGCCCGUUUUAGCACAGAUAUGGGCACUGGCUGACAUGAACAAUGAUGGCAGAAUGGAUCAGAUGGAGUUUUCCAUCGCGAUGAAACUGAUCAAACUGAAGCUUCAAGGCUAUCAACUUCCCUCUGCUCUUCCUCCCAUCAUGAAACAGCAACCCAUCGCCAUUUCCGGUGCACCAGCAUUUGGAAUAGGAGGCAUCGCCAGCAUGCCGUCUCUUACAGCUGUUGCCCCAGUGCCAAUGGCAUCCAUUCCAGUAGUUGGAAUGUCCCCGCCUCUAGUGUCUUCUGUCUCUUCAGCAGCAGCACCUCCCUUGGCUAACGGCACAUCUUCGGGCAUACAGUCUUUGCCAGUUUUUGCCCAUCCCGCCACAUUGCCAAAGAGUUCUUCUUUCAGUAGAUCUGGUCCAGGGUCUCAGUUAAACGCUAAACUACAGAAGGCACAAUCUUUUGAUGUGGCUAGUGUACCUCCCGUUGCGGAAUGGGCUGUCCCUCAGUCAUCUCGGUUGAAGUAUAGGCAGUUGUUCAAUAGCCAUGACAAAACGAUGAGCGGCCACCUCACAGGUCCCCAAGCAAGAACUAUCCUUAUGCAAUCAAGUUUACCCCAGGCUCAGCUGGCUACGAUAUGGAAUCUUUCGGACAUUGAUCAAGAUGGAAAACUCACAGCAGAAGAAUUUAUCCUGGCUAUGCACUUAAUCGACGUGGCCAUGUCCGGCCAACCCCUGCCUCCUGUAUUGCCUCCAGAGUAUAUUCCUCCUUCAUUUAGGAGAGUUCGCUCCGGCAGUGGCCUUUCCGUUAUGAGCUCAGGGUCUGUAGAUCAGAGGUUACCAGAGGAACCAGUGUUAGAAGAAGAGCAGCAGCAGCUGGAAAAGAAAUUACCAGUGACAUUUGAAGAUAAAAAACGGGAGAACUUCGAGCGGGGAAACCUGGAGCUGGAAAAGCGGAGACAGGCCCUCCUGGAACAGCAGCGGAAAGAGCAGGAGCGCUUGGCGCAGCUGGAGAGGGCCGAGCAGGAAAGGAAAGAACGAGAGCGCCAGGAGCAGGAGCGGAAACGCCAGCUGGAGCUGGAAAAGCAACUGGAAAAGCAGCGCGAACUGGAGCGCCAGAGGGAAGAGGAGAGGAGGAAAGAAAUCGAAAGACGGGAGGCUGCAAAAAGAGAACUUGAAAGGCAACGCCAGCUAGAGUGGGAACGAAAUCGACGGCAAGAGCUCCUGAAUCAGAGAAACAAAGAACAAGAAGAUAUAGUUGUCCUGAAGGCAAAGAAAAAGACUUUAGAAUUUGAGUUGGAAGCUCUAAACGACAAAAAGCAUCAACUGGAAGGAAAACUUCAGGAUAUCAGGUGUAGAUUAUCCACGCAAAGGCAAGAGAUCGAAAGCACCAACAAAUCUAGAGAGCUGAGAAUUGCGGAAAUCACCCAUUUGCAGCAGCAAUUGCAGGAGUCUCAGCAGAUGCUUGGAAGGUUGAUACCCGAAAAGCAGUUACUCAAUGAUCAGCUAAAGCAAGUUCAGCAAAACAGUUUGCACAGAGAUUCACUUCUCACCCUGAAGAGAGCUUUAGAAGCAAAAGAGGUAGCCCGUCAGCAGCUUCGAGACCAACUGGAUGAAGUCGAGAAAGAAACCAGAUCCAAGUUGCAGGAGAUUGAUAUUUUCAACAAUCAACUGAAGGAGCUAAGAGAAAUCCAUAACAAGCAGCAGCUCCAGAAACAAAAGAAUUUAGAAGCUGAAAGAUUGAAACAGAAAGAGCAAGAGAAAAAGACAGUAGAAUUAGAGAAGCAGAAAGAAGACGUCCAAAGGCGAGCGCACGAGAGAGAGAAACCGUGGCUGGACCGGGCGCAGCAGGACGAAGACUACCACCGGCCUAAAAAGGCACACGAGGAGGAGAGGCUGAAGAGGGAAGAAGCGGCCAAGAGAAAAGACUCUGAGGAGAAAGGUGCCCAAGAGAUGCAGGAGAAACUGAGUCAACUUUUCAAGCAGCAUCCGGAACCAGCUAAACCAGCAGUUCAAGCCCCGUGGUCCAGUGCAGAAAAGGGCCCGCUUACUAUUUCCACACAGGAGGAUGUGAAGGUAGUGUAUUAUCGAGCGUUGUACCCUUUCGAGGCCAGGAGCCAUGAUGAAAUCACGAUUCAGCCUGGAGAUAUAGUCAUGGUAAAAGGGGUCUGGGUGGACGAAAGCCAAACUGGAGAACCUGGCUGGCUUGGCGGGGAGUUAAAGGGAAAGACGGGAUGGUUUCCCGCGAACUACGCCGAGAGAAUCCCUGAAAGCGAAGUUCCAGCACCGAGCAAACCUGCCGCGGACACCCCCCCCAGCCCCCACCCCUGCGCUCUGCGGGAAACUCCCACUCCCGUGGCCCCCGCCUCGUCGGAUUCGUCCACAGCCUCCAAUAACUGGGCCGACUUCAGUUCCACGUGGCCGACCAACACUAAUGAGAAAGCGGAGACUGAUCACUGGGAUGCCUGGGCAGCCCAGCCCUCCCUCACGGUGCCAAAUGCCGGGCAGUUGAGACAGAGAUCGGCCUUUACCCCAGCCACGGUCACGGGCUCCUCACCCUCCCCUGUCCUGGGCCAGGGUGAAAAAGUGGAGGGGCUCCAGGCCCAAGCUCUGUAUCCUUGGCGGGCCAAAAAGGACAACCACCUCAACUUCAACAAAAAUGACGUCAUCACGGUCCUGGAGCAGCAAGACAUGUGGUGGUUUGGAGAAAUUCAAGGCCAGAAGGGUUGGUUUCCAAAGUCUUACGUGAAGCUCAUUUCGGGGCCCAUAAGGAAAUCCACAAGCAUGGAUUCAGGGUCUUCAGAAAGCCCCGCUAGUCUAAAGAGGGUGGCAUCACCAGCAUCCAAACUUGCCAUACCAGGGGAAGAGUUUAUCGCCAUGUACACCUACGAAAGUUCCGAACAGGGAGAUUUAACCUUUCAGCAAGGGGACGUGAUCUUGGUAACAAAGAAGGACGGAGACUGGUGGACAGGAACAGCGGGUGACAAAUCCGGAGUCUUCCCUUCUAACUACGUGCGGCUCAAGGAUUCUGAGGUCCCCGGAACGGCUGGAAAAACGGGAAGUUUGGGAAAGAAGCCAGAAAUUGCUCAGGUUAUUGCAUCUUACACAGCCACCGGCCCUGAGCAACUCACCUUGGCACCUGGUCAGCUGAUUCUGAUCCGCAAGAAGAAUCCCGGAGGAUGGUGGGAAGGAGAGCUUCAAGCACGUGGGAAAAAACGACAGAUAGGCUGGUUCCCGGCAAAUUACGUCAAACUUCUGAGCCCCGGCACCAGCAAAAUUACGCCAACCGAGCCGCCCAAGUCAACAGCAGUACCUUCGGUGUGUCAAGUGAUCGGAAUGUACGACUACACGGCCCAGAACGACGACGAGCUGGCGUUCGGCAAGGGCCAGAUCAUCAACGUCCUCAACAAGGAAGACCCCGACUGGUGGAAAGGGGAGGCGAACGGACAAGUGGGCCUCUUCCCCUCCAACUACGUGAAGUUGACCACCGACAUGGACCCGAGCCAGCAAUGGUGCGCGGACUUGCAUCUACUGGACAUGUUGACCCCUAUGGAAAGGAAACGGCAGGGGUACAUCCACGAGCUGAUCCUGACUGAAGAGAAUUACGUCAAUGACCUGCAGCUAGUCACAGAGGUCUUUCAGAAACCCCUAAUGGAAUCCGAGCUGCUGACGGAAAAGGAGGUGGCCAUGAUUUUUGUCAACUGGAAGGAGCUGAUAAUGUGUAACAUCAAACUACUGAAGGCCCUGAGGGUGCGGAAGAAGAUGUCGGGAGAGAGGAUGCCCGUGAAAAUGAUCGGCGACAUCCUCACGGCCCAGCUGCCGCACAUGCAGCCGUACAUCCGCUUCUGCAGCUGCCAGCUCAACGGGGCCGCCCUCAUCCAGCAGAAAACCGACCAAGUCCCCGAGUUCAAGGAGUUCGUCAAGAGACUGGCCAUGGACCCACGCUGUAAAGGGAUGCCCCUGUCCAGCUUCAUCCUGAAGCCCAUGCAGCGGGUGACCCGAUACCCCCUCAUCAUUAAAAACAUCCUGGAAAACACCCCCGAAAACCACCCCGACCACUGCCACCUGAAGCUGGCCCUGGAGAAGGCGGAGGAACUGUGCUCCCAAGUCAACGAGGGCGUGCGGGAGAAGGAGAACUCGGACCGGCUGGAGUGGGUCCAGGCUCACGUACAGUGUGAAGGCCUCUCGGAGCAACUGGUCUUCAACUCGGUGACCAACUGCCUGGGGCCCCGGAAGUUCCUGCACAGUGGGAAGUUGUACAAGGCCAAGAGCAACAAGGAGCUGUAUGGCUUCCUCUUCAACGACUUCCUCCUGCUGACCCAGAUCAUCAAGCCGCUCGGCUCCUCGGGCACCGACAAGGUCUUCAGCCCCAAGUCCAACCUGCAGUACAAGAUGUACAAAACGCCCAUUUUCCUGAACGAGGUCCUGGUUAAGCUUCCGACCGACCCCUCCGGAGACGAGCCCAUCUUCCACAUCUCCCAUAUCGACCGGGUCUAUACCCUCAGGGCCGAAAGCAUCAAUGAAAGGACGGCCUGGGUGCAGAAGAUCAAAGCUGCUUCCGAACUGUACAUAGAGACGGAGAAAAAGAAGAGGGAAAAGGCUUACUUAGUGCGCUCCCAGAGGGCCACAGGCAUUGGCAGGCUGAUGGUGAACGUGGUGGAAGGAAUUGAGUUAAAGCCCUGCCGCUCACACGGAAAGAGCAACCCUUACUGCGAGGUGACCAUGGGCUCCCAAUGCCACAUCACCAAGACCAUCCAGGACACGCUGAGCCCCAAGUGGAACUCCAACUGCCAGUUCUUCAUCAAAGACCUGGAGCAGGACGUGCUGUGCAUCACCGUCUUCGAGCGGGACCAGUUCUCCCCGGACGGUGUUGGAGUUCCUCUGUAUCCCGGAUUUUAUCUUUGAGGAUAUUCCCAGUCGCAGGCUGGCCUGGACGAAGCAUUCUGGGAAAUCACUGUUUAAAGGAGAUCGGGGAUUGGGAGAGGCUUUGGGAGAUUCUUGGAAUGUGAGUUUCUGGUUUUGCGUGACUUGCUCCCGGGCGCCACGUACCAGAGGGCAGCGAGGCGCCCACCGUUGGGUAGGGACUGUCUCUAUAUGUUGCCAACUUGUACUUCCCAAGCGCUUAGUACAGUGCUCUGCACACAGUAAGCGCUCAAUAAAUACGAUUGAUUGGUACGGUCACAAGUGGAGAGGCGACUCGUAAGUGUGGAGACACAUUGUUAGGGUGCAAUUCCGCUCACCCUUGCCUCCUUCUGAACGUCUCCCAUCCAGUGGGAACCCAGAACUCCAGUCCACUGGACGAGAAGGUUCACGCUUCAGAUGCAUCGUAAAAUUUCACCUAUAUGUAUAUGGGUGUGUGUUUGACUAAAUGUGUAUAUACCGUAUAUAGAGGCAAUGUUGUCAAAUAUCGCGUAAAUCUAACGGAACAGAGUACCGUAGGCAUAUACUAUUUUACUUGUUCUUUUAAGUAUUUUAAACUGUGAAUCGUCCUUGAGAAAUUAUUUUUCUGUAUAUUAUAUAUAUAUAUAUGUAUAUGAGAAUAUUUUUAGGAUUUUAAGUGCAUAAAACUAGAGCCCCCAAAUCUCCCCACCCCAGUUUGACAGGAAGGGAGCAGAAGUGCUGAGGAUUUGGCCCAGCCGAAUUCCUGAAAUCUUUGAUUUGAUGCGGGGAAGCUCCGGAGUCAGCACUCGGGCGUGGGCAUGCCAGCAAUUCGGAGCGGUCCGGGGGCCCUUUAGUUUUCCUGUCAAAGGGAACGGGUGGGAUGUUGGUCUGGGAAAAGGGGUGUGAGGUUAAACUAUCCAGGAGGCAUUAUGUCACCCGUCUUGUUGCCGGUGAGGGGAAGCCACGUAUUUUGCCCUCUGUCAGGAACAGUAGCCCCUUUGGCCAGUAUUAACUCCACUCCCAGUGAGGCCUCUACUCACACACAGGACUCCACACACAUCUAGAUCAUUUAAGAAGCAGCGACGCACUUAAGCUACCGGAACAUGCUGGAAAUAUGUGGAUUCUUUAGCCUUUUGGCCUGGCUGAGGUGAGGAACUACCCAGAACCCAGCUUCUUCCCAUCGCCUGGUGGGGUGACGCGACCGUCUAGCAAAAUAGAAGCGGUAGCAGCAGCGUGGGAGCAUCCAAGUGGGGAGGUGCGCUGUAUUAAGACGUUCGGGAAGUACAGAAAUUCACUAACGACAACCCCUGCCCCCAAAGAGCUGAUAAUCUAGAUCCCUGUGCCUCCGUUACCUCAUCUGUAAAAUGGGGAUGAAGACGUGGGACGAUCUGAUCACCUUGUACCCUCCCCAGUGCUUUGCACAUAGUAAGUGCUUAACAAAUGCCAUCAUUAUUAUUAUUAUUAUCUGGUUCAGGCGGAGAGAGGGUAGACAGGCCUGACCUCAGGGGCUUUACACCCCAGGUCGCCCUCGACACCGGCCUUGAGGGCCAGUUUGGUUUGGAGUCCGUGAUUUUUAUCACGACGGUUCGGAGCAAAUAUCUUGGGCAGAAUCCUCCAUUCAAAACUUCAGCUCGUGAUGGAAUUCUUUCAAACCCUUAAUGAGAUCAGAAAUGAGUCAUUUUUACUUCCUGUGGGUCCGCCCGAACGGCUCGACGGAGUGAUUUUUUUUUUCAGUGUUAAUAGUUGGGAAAAGCCCACCUGAUAGUGCUGUUAAUUGCUAGUCCGUUUUCUGUUGCCAAAUAAUGGUAUUGUAUCGCUUCCCUUUAAAAGGGAAACACUGUUCUGUAUGUAGUGUUCAUGAGAUCCUAAACAUGACUAGGAAAAUAAUUACAAGUGGUGUUUUAUGUAUCUGUCAGGGAGCUGAUGAAGCUGGGACAAUAAAAUUAGUUUUCUUCUUUCCCAAAAGUAACUGAAAUGCAAUUUUUCUGGUUGGGUUAGGGUUGGUCCUGGGGCUUUGGCAGGCAAGGAAUGUUGAUUUUUUUAAUCCAUUUGGAUUCGGGAUUAAAGAAAAAGAACCAGUAGAUACCAUUCUGCCGGAACGUCUUGAAUUUGGACAACCUCUUUCCGGGGGCUGGAGUGUUUGAACCUGCAUUUUCUGCUGGAUUAAGUCCCCGGGUUGUCAGGUACUGAAUCAGGAGGAGGGGCAGAGCCCACGGCCUCUGCCUUAGGAAAGAGACACCACUGCCAGCAGAAUCGAUUCCUGUGCAUUUCACCCAGGUGAGGUCGGAAUUGUACGGGCCAAUGAUGUAAAAAUAAAUUCCCUCCUCUUUUUUUUUUUCUAAGA